This is a messenger RNA of Amoebophrya sp. A120, 1508 nucleotides long. The record is from the annotation of a GenBank genome assembly. NCBI's taxonomy places the organism in Eukaryota, Dinophyceae, Syndiniales, Amoebophryaceae.
AUUUCUAAUUUCCGUACUUUAUCGAAUCACACAGAAACCACACAAAAAAAUGGGCAAAUUCCUGAAAGCCGGACGUAUUGUCAUCAUCACCUCCGGUCGCAUGGCGGGGAAGAAGGCGGUCUGCGUCAAGACCUUCGACGAGGGUUCCAAGUCCCGCGCUUUCGGCCACUGCCUGGUUGCGGGUAUCGAGAAGGCGCCGCUCAAGAUCACCACUUCCAUGAGCAAGAAAAAGCAGAUGAAGCGGUAUAGAGUUUAUUCUUGCAGUCUUGCAUUACAAAUUUUUUGCUAUAGGGUAAAUCCGCAUUACAAAUUUUCUUUCUCAUGGUGAGGGAAUUUGUAAUGUAUUUCUACGAGUGCGGUGCUUUUGCAAUGCGUAAUUUUGAUUUUUUGAUUCACGAAUGUAGCAUUUUAGCAUUAGAAAGAGCAUAUUGUUGCCAUCCUCUGAGGUGGACAGUGUGACGCUUGAGGAUGAUCAUAUAAAUAGAAGGAGCUGUAUUGACACCUAUGUUUAGGUCGAGUGGUCGAGAGAGUUCCUGCCAUGAGAAUUUAGAUUUAGAUUGGUUUUACAGGAUGAAGCGUUUCGACUUCAUGUAGAGCGGGACAGAUUAUAGUACCUCGUACAUGAGAAAAGCGACAUCUCCUACAUUAUGUCUCUGUGAAGACAAGGUCUUGUCGUACAUAACGGCAUUAUGCUAUUUGUUGCGCUAUAACAGCAUUUGUGCUAGUGUUUGUGAUGCACCGGCACCGCAACCACAUCAAAAUAUCCCCAAAACUCACUCGCAAUAUCAAAACGCAGCCUCCGCGUCAAGCCCUUCGUGAAGUACGUCAACUACACCCACCUGAUGCCGACCCGUUACUCGAUCCCGGGUGACAUGGACGCCAAGGGCUUGGUCACUGACGCCCAGAUGGAGAACGCCGAUGGCCGCACCGAGGCCAAGAAGACCUUGUCCGGUAUGUUCAAGGAGAAAUUCCAGAACCCGACCUCCUCCAUCGCCGUCGACAAGUCCGGCUCCGGCAAAUCCGCGGUGUUGUUCCUGAAGAAGAAGCUGCGCUUCUAAGUCAGUCACUUUGGAAUUGCUGUUGGUGAAACUUCUGUGUCGUGUGGAUUCGUAAAGUAUAGAUUGAAAUUUGAUCUGGAACUAAACAAUCACAUCGGUUUAAUACAAGGUAGAAGUAUAGGAUGGGACAGAGCUGAGAAUUGUGCCUUUUUUUUCGCGAAAAAUAUUUAUACCUCUGUUACCAUAAUUCCUACCUGCGCUAACUAAACACAACGACAUCAUCUUCGAGAGAGCAGAUUUAGAUUUUUGCAAGCCGCAUUCUUUACCUGUACAUGUACUGGUCCCUGGGGGUAGAAGAUAUGGUCCUGUCGUAUCAUUCCUCCCCGAGCAGUUGUUGUGACAGCGAGAGUGAAGGAUUUGUGUGCCUAAAUGUUGAACUCUUCGUGAGACAAUGUUGAGCAACAAGCUGUGCCGUGUGAUUUAGAUUCAGUUUCCGCCAGGAAAGCAAGA